UGAAGCUCAUUGCCAGCCUAGCAUAGCUGAGAGCAGUCAGCCAGUCGUGUCUCUUUUCGAGGCCGGAUGGUAAAAUCCAACCUCCAGCGGAUCCUAAACAGUCAUUGCUUUGCUCGCGAGAAAGAAGGAAAACAGCAACCCUUUACUACAAUGGCGGAUUUAAGUAGUACUGGUAUCUGUGAAAUGAUUGGGAACCUGUCCCUGCACUGUAGUAGUACCCGCGGCCCGGGGCCUCUGUGGUGCUCCGAUGCCCCUCUCCCACCCCUGAAGAUCCCAGGUGGGCGAGGGAAUGGCACACGGGAUCACGCUCCUUCAGCUCGGCCGAUCUACACAGACCGAAAGUUGACAGUGACAGAGGAGCCUGCCGGGAAUGGACGUCCUGGGAUGCUCCACUUCCAAAGUCGUCCCACAGUUGCAAAGACCAUACAGUGGGACGCUGUCCUCAGCAGCAGCGCACUCUUUGUGGAGAUACCUCAAGACCCUCUUCCUGAAGGGAGCAAGGAGAGUUUUGCGGCUCUCCUGGAGUUUGCUGAAGAACAUCUGAAAGUUGUUAGCGUGUUUGUCUGCUUUUACAAGAACAGAGAUGAUCGUGCUAAAUUGGUGCGUACCUUCAGUUUCCUGGGCUUUGAGAUAGUGAAACCAGGCCAUGCCCUCGUCCCACCUCGACCUGAUGUUUUCUUCAUGGCCUACAACUUUGACAGGGACUCCUCGGACGAUGAGUAGCCCUCCUGACAACUUCUCCACCGGUUGAUUUUUAUAGUUUUCUGCCUCCCAUCACGUUUUCUUUAGCUUUCCUACAGUUCCAGCCUCAUUCACAGCUGCUGUCAUAGUUUUCUGUAUAAAAGGUCUCACCCCCACAUGCUUUCUGUUCAAGGGAAUAUAAGUAUCUCUUGUUUGUAGCAUUUAUAUUUGCGUGUUAAAACAGUUUUCACUGAUUUAUUGAUGUUGUCACCUUUAAAUGGAGGGUUUUUCCUGGAGUUACCAUAGGUAGUAAGGCUUGAUUA
Molecule: messenger RNA, 1004 nt
Organism: Austrofundulus limnaeus
Lineage: Eukaryota; Metazoa; Chordata; Actinopteri; Cyprinodontiformes; Rivulidae
Gene: oaz1b
Product: ornithine decarboxylase antizyme 1b
Biological process (GO): positive regulation of protein catabolic process
Cellular component (GO): cytoplasm; nucleus
Molecular function (GO): ornithine decarboxylase inhibitor activity
Source: RefSeq, a predicted model, not a curated record